This is a messenger RNA of Austrofundulus limnaeus, 4948 nucleotides long. RefSeq names its product transient receptor potential cation channel subfamily M member 4. Gene Ontology annotation, cellular component: plasma membrane. Gene Ontology annotation, molecular function: calcium-activated cation channel activity; ligand-gated calcium channel activity. The transcript has 28 exons. The record is from RefSeq and is a predicted model, not a curated record. Gene Ontology annotation, biological process: calcium ion transmembrane transport. NCBI's taxonomy places the organism in Eukaryota, Metazoa, Chordata, Actinopteri, Cyprinodontiformes, Rivulidae. Bases 935 to 4666 code for a protein of 1243 amino acids.
AUAAAGCCUAUUGUUUGAACAGGUCACACCAGUUUUUUUGUAAAGAGUUUAGUGGAUUUAACGAUUGCAGAAACCACACCCUCACCUGUUGCGUUCAGGCUGCGGUGCUGCGCGAACAGGAACUGUCUGCGCGCUUUAAUCUCUUUAAUGCAGAAGAGGGGGAAAUGGGAGAAAAAAUGCCGAGCGAACUAGAUCCAACGUCCAAGGACCAGGUAAGAAAGUCAACUAUAACAUGACUGAAUAUGGUGAAGUUUGAGAGAAAAUGAAGGUACAAAGUCAAGAUGUAGCUGUUGAAAGUGGAGACAUGCACCAAGUGAAGUGUCGCUGUUAAAUGAAACCGGAAAACACGAAAGUGUCUGUUUUUGGAAAAAUAAAUGUACCGUAGCGUUACAGAAGUUAUCUCGGUGUAUUUUAGGCUAGAUAGGACAUGUUCAUAGAGUUAUGUAACUUCUUAUAUAACAAUAUAGGACAUGUCUAACAACAGAAUCCGGAAGUUGAUAAAAUUCGUGGGGUUUAAAAAAAAGCAGCUCCGAUUAGCAACGCAAAAAAGAAAAGAAAAAAAAAACCUGUCAAGUAACUAAUGGCUGCAUUCCAUUCCUCUCCACCUGGCACCUAUACCCGUGUGGUCCUCCAUCACUGCAGGUACACGGUUCACUUGUGUCAUAUCAGAAACUUGUUCUGCUGUUACCCAGUUAGUAAGUGGUUUAUAAAAAAUGUAAAGAAUUCAUUCAUUUUCCUGUCUGGGGCUGGGCAGCUUUGUUUUGACUCGUAGGGGUGUAUACUAAGUUGAAACCUGAGCUGGAUCUGCAGAUCCUUGUGAGAAAUGGCAGUCAGGUGUUUGGGUUCAGCAUGACUUGUCAGUUGACAUCAGGUAUUCCUCUGAACCAGAGGCAGCCUCAUUCUCUGUGCAGCGAUUUACACACCCUGCAGCCUCAUGCACAAAAGGAGUUGGAUCCCAAAGGUCUUCAAAAAACGAGUGUGCACCACCUUUGUGGAGGAUUCUUUCAGUAAUGGAGCUCUGUGUCAGUGUGGAAAUGCGAGAGAUGCCCACACGUCUGUGGCUCUCGGGGACUUUUUCAGCACAGCCAUGGUGAACCACUGGGACAGCGCCCAGCAUUCAUCUGAAUACCCGACUGAUGCCUUUGGAGAGGUGCAGUUUGCAGGAGCCAGCAAGAGACACAGCUAUUUCCUGCGUCUGUCAGGGAACACCUCACCGUCUCUGGUCUACACCAUGAUGACGACCCACUGGCAUCUUCCUGCACCCAACCUGGUGGUUUCUGUUGUGGGAGGAGAAAACRGGGCAAAGGUGAAGACCUGGGUKCGGGAGGUUCUCAGGCAGGGACUUGUGAAAGCUUCACAAAGAGCAGGAGCAGCAUGGAUCCUGACUGCAGGACUGCGGGAAGGUGUUGGGAGGUGUGUUGGUGAGGCAGUGAGAGAUCAUGCUGCUGCAGCUUCUUCAGACUCCAAAAACAGAGUGGUGUCACUGGGUGUUGCUUCAUGGGGUCUGGUGCACAACCGACAUCAACUCGUCGACCCUAAGGGCAGUUUUCCUGCUAAAUAUUACGUGCAGAACCCAACUCGGGAUUCUUCCUGCCUGGACAACAACUACCAGGCCUUCCUGCUGGUGGAUGAUGGGAGUGUGGGCCGCCGAGGAGGGGAGACCGCCUUCAGAGCCAAACUGGAGCACUACAUCUCCCAUCAGCGCACAGGAAUAUGGGGCAGUGGCAACAUUGACAUUCCUGUCCUUUGCAUGCUGAUAUCAGGGGAGACGAGCAUGCUGGAGAGAGUGGAUAAUUCUCUGAAAAAGUCCAUGCCCUGGUUGGUGUUGGCUGGCUCAGGAGGCGUCGCUGACUUCCUGAGUGACCUGUUGGAGAAUUUGUCUUCAGCCCCAGUGUUCCAGUCUAGUGAGGGUGAUGGCGAGGCUGGUCCCAGGGUGGAUCUGAAAGAAAAAGUGACAGAACGAGUGAAGAAAUAUUUUUCUGAUGAACCGGUUACAGAUAAACUUGUUGAACAAGCUCUAAGCAUCUACCAAAACAAAGACUUGAUUACAAUCUAUCAUGGAGAGCAGGAGAGCCCAACUGACUUUGAUAUAGUACUGCUCAAAGCAUUGGUAGGAGCAAGUAAGCAUCGUGCCUCAACUGCAGACUGCCCUUACAAUGAAGAGCUCAAGCUAGCUGUUGCUUGGAACAGGGUGGACAUUGCUAAGAGCGAACUCUUCAAUGGAGACAUUCAAUGGACGUAUGAGGACUUGGAAGAAUCCAUGACGGAUGUCCUGAUCAAUGACAAGCCCCAGUUUGUUCGUCUUUUCACUGAGAAUGGCUUGAACAUCCUGGACUACCUGACUUAUGGCAGACUGGAGCAGCUCUAUGGCUCUGUGGCUGAGGGCACACAGUUAUACCAUCUGCUUCAGCGCUGCUUAGUGAUGCGUGUUGGAACUACACCUUUGCUUACAGCACCUCCACCUGAUUAUUUACCAGAAUCACAAUCCAAAUUAUUAACAGAGAACCCUCCAAGUGAACCAGGAUCUGAGGUCACCCUUUUUGAGAUUUCAGGUGUUUUGGAAAUAUUAUUGGGGGAUGUUUGCCAGCGGUUCUACUAUGACGUUUUUGACUUACAGGAUGUCUCGUCCCGAAGGAUUACUUUWAGGUCUGUAAGUAAGCGUCUGAAUGGAGACUGCCCAUAUCGAGCGAGGCGAUGCCUCUCUCCCUGGGCUUCACUUUUCAUCUGGGCUGUUCUACAGAACCGCAGUGAGAUGGCCACUUUCUUCUGGGAGAUGGCAGGAGAGUCAGUGCUGAGCGCUCUAAGUGGUUGUAAGAUCCUGCGAGAGCUGUCCAGACUGGAGGCUGAAACUGAAACUAAACUCUCCAUGAAGGAACUGGCCCAGAAGUUUGAAAAUCUGGCCCUGGAUAUCUUCAGCUCUUGCUAUCGCAGCGAUGAAAGUCGUUCCUUCAAGCUUUUGAUCAGGAAAUCUCCUGUUUGGGGCGGUACCACCUGCCUACAGAUGGGCAUGAGUGCUGAUGCCCGACAUUUCUUCAGCCAUGAUGGAGUACAGUCUCUGUUGUCCCAAAUCUGGUGGGGUGACAUGGAGAGGACCACAGAGGUGUGGAAACUUCUGCUCACCUUCUUCUGCCCUGUCCUUUGCUACACCAACUUCAUCUCCUUCAGGGAGCAAUACGAUCAGCAACAAGAGGAGGAGGAGAAGCCUAAUGAGGACAGACCAACUGACACUCAUUAUGGGACGACUGUCUUCUCUUUCUCUGACAUCAAGCACAUUGAAUCUGAUUCAGAUGAAGUUACCACUCCUCAGACUGCCACCAUCAGUGGUUUACCUGAACCCUAUAGACCACCACAACGUCCGUUCAUAAUAUCACACUGGAGACGGUUCUGGUUUGCACCUGUCACUGCCUUUUUGGGAAACAUCCUGAUGUACUUCCUGUUUCUCGUGCUUUUUGCAUACGUGCUGUUGAUGGACUUCAAGCCCCCACCACCUUCUGGUCCGGCCAGCUCUGAGUACGUGCUGUACUUCUGGGUGUUCACCAUUGUGUGUGAGGAGAUCAGGGAGACAUUCUUUAUAGGGACUAUGACCUGGCGUCAACGGUUUAGAGUCUAUAUUCAGGACGUGUGGAAUAAAUUUGACCUCAUUGCCAUAGCACUGUUCCUCAUAGGAUCAACCAGCAGGAUGUUUAGCUGGUCGUAUGAAUUUGGGCGGGAUGUCCUGUGUGUGGACUACAUGGUCUUCACUCUUCGCCUCCUUCACAUUGUUGCCAUUCACAAACAGCUGGGACCCAAGAUUAUCAUUGUUGGCAAGAUGGUGAAAGAUGUCUUCUUCUUCCUCUUCUUCCUGGGAGUGUGGCUCAUGGCGUACGGAAUAGCCAAUCAGGCUUUGCUUUACUCCUAUGAUCCUAACUUUGGUCGCAUUUUCCGAAGAGUUUUCUACAGACCUUACUUGCACAUCUAUGGACAGAUUCCUGUGGAGGAGGUCGAUGUUGGUAAGGUGUGGGAUGUAACCUGUACAGAUGACACAACAUUGAUUGAGGGUGGUGCAGAGCCAUGCAGAUCUACGCACAAUAACUGGCUGGUGGCCAUUCUGUUAGUUAUUUAUCUCCUGGUUACAAACAUUCUACUCAUAAACCUGCUUAUUGCAAUGUUUAGCUACACCUUCACUGAAGUGCAGGCCAACAGUGACAUCUACUGGAAGUUUCAGCGCUACAACCUAAUUGUCCAGUAUCACUCCAAGCCCUCACUGGCUCCUCCUUUCAUCAUCCUCUCUCACAUCAAUUUAUUUAUCAAGAGGGUCAUCCGUAAGGUUCCCUCUGUCAAGAUCCACCACUUUGUUUUGCAGUUAAAGGGAAAAGCAGCAAACAGAUUAAUGACGUGGGAAAGUAUCCAGAAAGAAGACUUCCUGACUGCUCAAAACAAAAUCCAGAAGAGUAGUGACUCGGAGAAACUGAAGCGGAUGUCUGACAAGCUGAAUGGUGUGAUGAAACAGUUGUCUGAAAUCAAAGAGUUUGAACACAGACUCAAAUCCCUGGAGAAUGAGAUGGAGUACAGCUCAGAUGCUCUCAGGUGGAUUGUGGAAACUUUGGCACAAAGCAGCACAUUGAAAAACCCUCGACCUCCACCUGUAUCAAGAGAUGCCGUCUCCACUUCCUCCAGUUCAUAUUGAUUAUGCCUUUGGGUUAUCACUGAGGCAGUAAGGAUCAGGAAAAAGACAAAUACUAGAGCUCAUAGUCAUGUUUAUCACUACAGUUUACAACCAAGACCAGAACUAAAUAAGUUCACCUUUUAAAAACUGACAGUAUUUUGUUAAGGAAAACUUUUUUAAAUACCAAGAGCAAUGGAUGAAUGUUAUUAACAAUUUACAUUCUGGUAAAACAGAUGUUUACACUUGGUUGCAUUAAAUGUACAUUUAUGUUGCUACUGCUCAGUAAAUUUUAUAAAGAGAAUG